This is a messenger RNA of Lichtheimia ornata, 2733 nucleotides long. RefSeq lists its product as uncharacterized. Gene Ontology annotation, biological process: mRNA splicing, via spliceosome; spliceosomal tri-snRNP complex assembly. Gene Ontology annotation, molecular function: protein binding. The record is from RefSeq and is a predicted model, not a curated record. The transcript has 3 exons. Gene Ontology annotation, cellular component: catalytic step 2 spliceosome; U4/U6 x U5 tri-snRNP complex. Lineage: Eukaryota; Fungi; Mucoromycota; Mucoromycetes; Mucorales; Lichtheimiaceae. Bases 1 to 2733 code for a protein of 910 amino acids.
AUGUUUGGCGCUACCAAGGACUUCAUUGGCAAACCUGCACCUCCCAACUACGUUGCUGGUCUUGGUCGUGGUGCUACAGGCUUUACAACACGUUCAGAUAUUGGUCCGGCAAGAGAAUCAGGCGACUUUGGAGGGGAUGCUAAACAAGGUGCUGCUGGCAAAGAAGGAGGCGACGAUGACGACGAACGUUUCCAAGAUCCAGAUAAUGAGGUUGGCCUUUUCUCGGGUGCACCGUAUGAAGAGGACGAUGAAGAGGCUGAUCGUGUAUGGGCUAUGAUUGACACCAAAAUGGAUGAACGACGUAAAGCACGACGAGAAGCAAGAGAACGAGAGGAAUUGGCACGCUAUCGACAAGAACGACCCAAGAUUUCACAACAGUUUGCCGACUUGAAACGACAACUUUCUUCUAUUGACGAGGACGAGUGGGCGGCUAUCCCUGAAGUGGGUGAUUUGGUUGGCAAGAACAGAAAGCGCAACAAGAUGCCUGAACGCUAUACGCCAAUGACAGAUACAAUUCUUGCAGCAGCACGAGAUAAGACGGGCUAUGAUACAACACUUAGUGAACAAGAACAAAAGCUUGGUGGUGUCACUACGCCAGCUGAUGGAAUGAUGACCAACUUUCGAGAAAUCGGUCAAGCGAGAGAUAAGGUGUUGGGCUUGAAGUUGGAUCAAGUAUCAGAUUCAGUAUCGGGUCAAACGACAAUCGAUCCAAAGGGUUAUUUGACUGAUCUCAACAGCGUCGUCGUCAAAAGUGAUGCAGAGAUUGGUGAUAUCAAAAAGGCUCGAUUGUUGCUUAAUUCAGUUAUCACGACGAAUCCAAAACACGCUCCUGGAUGGAUUGCAGCAGCAAGAUUGGAAGAAGUUGCUGGUCGACCCGUACAAGCACGCAACAUCAUUGCAAAAGGUUGUGAACAAUGUCCCAAGAGUGAAGAUGCUUGGUUGGAAUCAGCUCGUUUGAAUACUGUGGAAAAUGCAAAGAUCAUCUUGGCAAAUGCUGUGAGACAAUUACCUCAAUCCGUCAAGAUUUGGUUGAAGGCGGUUGACCUGGAAACGGAUCCCAAGGCACAAAAGCGUGUGUUGAGACGUGCUCUCGAAUUCAUUCCUAAUUCGGUGAAGCUAUGGCGAGCAGCUGUCAAUAUGGAGGAGAAUCCCGAUGAUGCAAAGGUGUUGCUUUCGCGUGCAGUGGAAUUGGUCCCUCUCAGUGUCGAAUUAUGGCUUGCUUUGGCUAGAUUGGAAUCCUAUGAGAAUGCACAAAAGGUCCUCAACAAGGCACGUGCAGCCAUUCCUACGAGUCAUGAAAUUUGGAUUGCAGCAGCUCGAUUGGAAGAACAACAUGGGAAACCACACAUGGUGGAUCGUAUUAUUCAAUUGGCAGCACGUGCACUCUCACAAACCGGCACUGUAUUGGAUCGUGAUCAAUGGCUCAAGGAAGCAGAAAAAUGUGAAAAGAAUGGAUCGGUGCUCACAUGUCAAGCCAUUGUGCGAGCAACCAUUGGACUUGGUGUCGAAGAGGAAGAUCAAAAGGCAACAUGGAUGGAAGAUGCCGAGAGUUGUGUUGCACAUGGCUCCAUUGAAACUGCUCGUGCUAUUUAUGCACAUGCUCUCAAGGUGUUCCCUGGCAGAAAGUCGAUUUGGAUGGCUGCAGCUUAUCUCGAGAAAGGACAUGGUACACCACAAAGUUUGGAAGAGCUGUUACAACGUGCCGUGCGUUAUUGUCCCCAAGCUGAAGUGCUAUGGCUUAUGGGUGCCAAAGAGAAAUGGCUCGCUGAUGAUGUCCAAGGUGCUCGUGCUAUUCUUGAAGAGGCUUUCAGAGCAAACCCCAACAGCGAAAAGAUUUGGUUGGCAGCUGUCAAGGUGGAAAGUGAGAGCAACGAGUAUGAGCGAGCACGUAAGCUUUUGGAGUUGGCAAGAAAGGAGUCUGGCACGGAUCGUGUUUGGAUGAAGUCGGCAAUGCUCGAACGACAACUCAAGAACUAUGAUGGCUGUUUGGAGCUUUUGGAAGAAGGAUUACAACGAUACCCUACAUUUGACAAGUUGUGGGCUAUCAAAGGACAAGUUGAAGAUGAAGCACUCAACAACUCCAGCAAGGCACGUGAGACGUACAAUAAGGCUGUCAAGAAUUGUCCCAAGAGCACAUUGUUAUGGAUCUUGUUGGCCAAGCUUGAAGAAAAGAUGGGCAUGGUGACAAAGGCACGUUCAACACUUGAGAAAGCACGAUACACCAAUCCAAAGACUCCUGAAUUAUGGGUGGAAGGUAUUCGCAUUGAAGUACGAGCAAAGAAUCAGAGCGUUGCCAAGUCUAUGUCUGCCAAAGCAUUACAAGAAUGUCCUACAUCAGGUGCUAUUUGGCGUGAAGUGAUUUUCUUGGAAGCACGACCACAGCGUAAGGCAAGAAGUGUGGAUGCCUUGAAAAAGUGCGAGCAUGAUCCUAUCGUUGUUACUACGGUGGCUCUUUUGUUUUGGACUGAUCGCAAGAUCGACAAGGCACGUAAUUGGUUCCAAAAGGCUGUGCAGAUUGACCCAGAUCAAGGAGAUUCUUUUGCAUGGUGGUACAAGUUUGAGCUUCAACAUGGCACUGAAGAACAACAGGAAGCUGUUGUCAAACGUUGUGUGGCAUCAGAACCACGGCACGGUGAGCGAUGGACUGCAGUUGCCAAGGACAUGGCCAAUAUUGGAAAGCGUACAGCUGAUAUCUUAAAGUUGUGUGCAGCACAGCUGGAGCCGAUAAAAUAA